Molecule: messenger RNA, 731 nt
Organism: Penaeus vannamei (Pacific white shrimp)
Lineage: Eukaryota; Metazoa; Arthropoda; Malacostraca; Decapoda; Penaeidae
Source: RefSeq, a predicted model, not a curated record
GCAGAGUAAUUCCCUUUGCCUUGAGGACUUCGCUUCAGUCUCGUCCUCGCUUCGUGUGCCAGACAUGUUCGCGUCACGAAUGGUGUGGUCAGCACUAGUGUUGUCUCUGAUGGUGGCACUCGCAGCCUCUGCCGCCACCUGGGACCGCUCCUUCCGCGAUGAGGAAGAGCCGCCGAAGUUCCUGCCUCCUUCUUCCCCCGACUCCUCUGCCGUGGCUCUCCCCAGGACCCUGCCUCUCCCCGCGGACGAGGACCACAGCCUCAGCAAGCGCUCCGGAUACUACAACUCGUGCACGGGCGUCUACGACCGCGAACUCAUCGCCAGGCUCGACCGCGUGUGCGAGGACUGCUACAACCUCUACCGCGACGUCGAGGUGGCUGUGGGCUGCAGGAAAGGAUGUUACCACAACGAAGUGUUCCUGUACUGCGUGGACUACAUGUUCCGGCCUCGCCAAAGGAACCAGUACCGGGCCGCCCUGCAGAAGCUCGGCAAAUAGGCGGUUCCUCUCCGGCCACACCUUCUGCAGAGACGCCCGCCUUGCGACCUCCAGACGACAAACUCUAGACUCUUCUUUGGUUCUCCUUAUAUUACCAAAUGAAUGGAACUCCAAACUAUGAUUUGAAAACACGGAUGUUAAAUAUCGAAGCCGUCAAUUUCCUUUUCUUUAUUGUAAUUAUUUAGCAUGUAAAAGUAAAAUGCUACUGAGAGAUCAUUUGUAAGAGUAAAAGAUA